Molecule: messenger RNA, 1005 nt
Organism: Penicillium canariense
Lineage: Eukaryota; Fungi; Ascomycota; Eurotiomycetes; Eurotiales; Aspergillaceae
Product: Rab geranylgeranyltransferase subunit beta BET2
Exons: 5
Coding region: 1-1005 (334 amino acids)
Biological process (GO): protein geranylgeranylation
Cellular component (GO): Rab-protein geranylgeranyltransferase complex
Molecular function (GO): Rab geranylgeranyltransferase activity
Source: RefSeq, a predicted model, not a curated record
AUGGCUCUGGUAUCAGGCCCAGGCAGGGCCGGAGGCACCUCGUCAGACCAGGAACUGCACAUCUUAAAGCAUGUUACUUACAUCAAAAACCUGGACACUCGGAAAGAGGAGCUGGAGUACUGGCUCACCGAGCACUUACGGCUCAACGGUGUGUACUGGGGAUUGACUGCGCUCCAUCUGCUCGGUCAUCCCGAUGCUUUACCCCGUGAGGAAACCAUUGAUUUUGUGCUCUCCUGUCAGAAGGAAAAUGGCGGGUUCGGAGCUGCCCCCGGCCACGACGCACACAUGCUCUACACCGUCUCGGCGGUUCAGAUCCUGGUCACCAUUGAUGCAGUGGAUGAGCUGGAGAAGCGUGGCAGAGGGGGCAAGCAGAGAGUUGGCUCUUUCAUCGCAAGCAUGCAGAAUAACGAAGACGGCUCCUUCAUGGGAGAUCAGUGGGGUGAAACCGAUACCCGUUUCCUCUAUGGUGCACUAAAUGCACUGUCGCUCCUGGGCCUCCUAGACAUGGUCGACCUCCCCAAAGCCGUCUCCUAUGUCCAAAGUUGUGAAAACUUUGACGGGGCAUACGGAGUAACUCCUGGCGCGGAGUCCCACUCAGGCCAAGUUUUCACCUGUGUUGGGGCUUUAGCCAUCGCCGGGCGUUUGGAUCUAGUGAACAGGGACCGACUGGGGGCCUGGCUCAGUGAGCGCCAGAUCGACAAGGGUGGCUUCAACGGGCGUCCAGAGAAACUACCAGAUGCAUGUUAUGCUUGGUGGGUUGGGUCUAGUCUGGCCAUGAUUGACCGCCUCCACUGGAUAGAUGGCAAGAAGCUUGCUUCCUUCGUGCUGCAAUGCCAGGAUCCCGAAGCGGGCGGAUUUGCUGAUCGCCCUGGGAAUAUGGUUGAUGUUUACCAUACCCACUUUGGCAUCGCAGGUCUGAGUCUGCUGGGGGUGGAAGGACUGCAAGAAGUAGAUCCUAUAUACUGUAUGCCCAAAGCUGUCAUUGCACGAUGCUUCGCAAGGUGA